Boleophthalmus pectinirostris (great blue-spotted mudskipper) is the source of this 4626-nucleotide messenger RNA. RefSeq names its product filamin A interacting protein 1-like (gene filip1l). The coding region runs from base 274 to 2886 and encodes 870 amino acids. Lineage: Eukaryota; Metazoa; Chordata; Actinopteri; Gobiiformes; Gobiidae. The record is from RefSeq and is a predicted model, not a curated record. The transcript is spliced from 2 exons.
AGCGCGUGCAGAGAGCAGCUCCAUAUAAGGGCAUGCUGAUGAUGUAAUGGUGCAUAGGCAGGACCCAGGAGCACAUCCCUUAUUGUUUGGUAUGAAGGCUCACACUGGAGUACGGGAUCUUAGGCGAACACAGCUGCACGAGGGAGGCUUUCCCACAGAUUGAAACUUCUGAUCGAUCAGGAGAAGGCCUUCCAGGAGAGAAAGGACGAGGAGCACAACUCAAAGGUCUCGGCUCUGAAGGAGGAGCUGACCAAACUCAAGUCUUUCGCUUUGAUGGUCGUGGACGAACAGCAGCGUCUGAGUGAGCAGCUCCAGCAGCAGACGGCCAAGGUCCAAGAAGCCAGCGCCUCCGCCUCCCAGGCCCAAGAGGAGCUCAACGCCACCACCGCCCGCUUGCACGAAGAGGAAGAGAAGGUCAGACGCUUAGAGGCCCAGCUCCGAGAUCAGUCCGCCAAACACCACCAGGAGCAAGAGGCCAUGACCGCGAAGCUGACCCACGAGGACGCCCACAACCGCCAGCUCCGCCACAAGCUCUCAGCACUCAGCCGAACAUUGGACGAGCUGGAAGAGAGCAACAAGACUCUGCGGAGAGCUGACGAGGAACUGCAGGAGAUCAGGGACAAGAUCAGCCGCGGCGAGUGCGGAAACUCUAGCCUCAUGUCCGAGCUGGAGGAGUUACGGAAGCGCGUGCUGGAGAUGGAGGGGAAGGAUGAGGAGCUGAUCCGAAUGGAGGAUCACUGCAGAGAUCUCAACAAAAAGCUGGAGAAAGAAGCAGUGCAAAGCCAGAGCCUGAAGAACGAGGUGGACAAACUCAACCACAGAAUUAUGGACUUGGAGAAGUUGGAGGAUGCGUUUAGCAAGAGCAAACAGGAAUGCAACGCGCUCAAAAGCAACUUAGACAAGGAGCGGACAGUAUCCAAACUGCUCUUCAGCGAACUCGAAAGCUUACAGGGUCGUGUGAGAGAACUAGAGGCCGCAGAGAGUCAGUUAGGAAAGAGUGAGCUGACAUUAAAAGAGGAUCUGUCCAAGUUAAAGACGCUGACGGUGAUGCUGGUGGACGAGAGGAAAGCCAUGAGCGAAAAGCUGAAGCAGAUGGAGAACAAAGUGCACAGCAGCACGGGGAAGCUGCAGGCCGAGCAGGACAAGGUGACCACGGUGACGGAGAAGCUCAUCGAGGAGAGCAAGAAGGCCCUGAGGUCAAAGGCCGAGCUGGAGGACAGGAUGUGCAGUGCCACCAAAGAGAGAGAUGAACUGAGAGCUAAACUGAGAACCGAAGAGGAGAGGAGUGGCGAUCUGGAAUCUAAGAUCAGCCUGAUGAAGAAGCGUCUACAGGCCCUGGAGACAGUCGAGAGGGAGUAUCUGAGGAAUAAGGCCAAAGAGGAGCACAUCAAAACACCAAUCGCAAACCGCUUCCAGCAAGAGGACAACAAGGUGAAAGACUUGACACAGGAAGUGGAGAGGCUGAGACGUAAGCUUAAAGACAUGAAGGUGGUAGAAGGAGACUCGUUUAAGACAGAGGAGUUUGAGCUACUCGAGAAGAGAUUCACGAACGAGCAAGAGAAAGCCAAGGCAUUGAUGGAAGAGUUGGAGAUUUCAAAGAAGGAACUGUCGAAAUAUCAGCUGGCGGAGAAGAAAGAGUGUAACCAGGAGACGGUUCUGUACAAGAGACUGAAGGAAGAGGAGGCCAAGUCCAGCCACCUGAGCCGCGAAGUAGCCGCGCUCAAAGAGAAGAUACACGACUACAUGGGCACAGAGGACUCCAUGUGCAGAAUGAAAACGGACCACUCCAGCCUGCAGAGGAAGCUCACCCAGCAGGAAGUCCGGAACAAGGAGCUGUCCAGGGAGAUGGAGGGCCUCACGAGAGAGCUGGAGAGGUACAGGAGGUUCAGCAAGAGCCUGCGCCCGGGCAUGAACGGAAGGCGCUUCUCCGACCUCCACCUGUCCACCAAAGAAGUCCAAACUGAGCCUGUUGAUCUACUGUCGCCUCAGCACAAGACCAUGGUGCCACUGGAACGCGCUGUGGUCAAUGGAAAGCUCUACAAUGAAUCUGAAGACACAAAUUACAACAAUGAGCUUCAAAUAAACAAGUGCACCUCUUCCAUGAUGAAUAACUUGAACAACAGUAUGCGGAGAGCCAGGGCGCCGAUGUUGAAAACCAAAGAGCCGGUGCAUCAGGUGAACGGUAACGUGUCCCCAAGGCAAAACGGUGACGUGGUGUUGACCCACAGCCCGGGCCAGCCCCUGCACAUCAAAGUGACCCCCGACCUCAGCCAGACCACCGCCACCCUGGAGAUCACCAGCCCCACCUCAGACCCUCCGCAAUCCUUCACCAGCACGGCCGUCAUCCCCACCAGCGGAGCCCCGCCCAAACAGAGGAUCACCAUCAUCCAAAACGCCUCGCUGUCUCCAACCGCCAAGUCCCCCAAAUCCAAAAUGCUGGACGACCCCUGCUCGCCGGACAGAACCACGUCCCCGUUCACGGUGACGGCGCUGUCGAGAGCGAUGACCCCGGAUUCGUGCGGUUCCGUGACCCCCGACCGAGCGAUGUCCCCGAUACAGAUAGUCCCAGGCGAGCCCGUGGAAGUGGUGGGCGGGCACGCGGUGUUCAGGGUGACCCCGGAGAGGCAGGGCGGCUGGCAGGUGCAGAGGUCCAACAGCACGGGACCCAACGUCAUCACCACGGAAGACAACAAGAUCCACAUCCACCUCGGGAGCCCGUUUCUGAACAUCGGGGGUUCCGCGGAGCAGAGGACUCAGGUGGUGGCGAACUGUAGCACGCCCCCUCCCAAAGUAAACAGCAAAAUCACCAGUAGCAUAAUGAUAAAACCCAGCGCCAGUCCAGUGCAAAGGCCCUCACAAGUAACAGUAAGUAACGCUUUUGACUGACCAUCUCCCAUCAUCCACCCCUCCGCCCGAGAGCCAGUGCCCAACCCUCAUAGACGCCCAUCCUACCACCACCCUCCGCCACCACCGCCACCCGAUCCUCAGUCCUCCUCCCUGAGCCAUGCGUUGUUUUUAUGAAUUGUAUGUUUUGCGCUUGGUCAUGAGUGAGUUAACUAAAGAUUAACUGUUUUUGCAUGAACCCAAAUGAUUAGAGCAUUGCGUUAUUUUAUAAAGAUGCACUCUGUCAUUUUCAGAGGUGGGUAGAACUUACAGAACUUUACUAAAUUUUUAAUAAACUACAUUUACUAAAGAACAAAAGGACUUUCCUAGCAAUAUACUUUUACUUCUACUUGAAUAACUUUGAUUUUGGCUGCGUUCAGACUUUAGGGACUACAGGGCUUAAUGCUCAAGUCGUAUUUUUUUAUGAAAUCUGAUUUUCUUACGAGAUCGUUCACAUUUCCAAUUAAAUGUGACUUGUAUGUGAUCUUUAGUGUGAACUUUAAACGCCCCAAAAGUGUUUCACAUGUGCUGACAAUAUGAAAUGAUUUGAACAUUUGUGUUUCUUGCAACGCUCCUACAGAUACACUGCAAAAAACCAAAAACUAAAUCUAGCCAAGUUAAGAUGACUUGAAUUAAGAGAGUUUUUUUCAUGAUUUGAGUAAAUUUCACUUGACAAGUAAAAUGAUCUGACAGGAGAACAAGACUUUUUGUGCUUAAAUUAUUAAAAUACAUCUUUCUACACUUAAAAUAAGAAAAACAACAACUUUUUGCACUUAAAAGAAGAAACAAAAUCUAAUUUUGCUUGAAUUAAUUUCCUUUGGUAGAUCAUUUUACUUGUCAAGUUGCCUCUACUCAAAUAAAGUCAAAUGAUCUUAAUUUAAGUCAUUUUAAAUUAGCUAGAUUUUUUUUUUUCCCCAGUGUAUUUGUCCCAUUUUCAAUCAUUGUCAGAUUUUGUGCAAUACUUAAGUUUUUCUCCUUUAAAUUACAUUAAUUUCAAAUUAUAAAUCAGAUCUAAUGUCCUCACAGUUUUGACUUGAGUAGUACUUUUUCCAAAUACUUUUUUUUUUACUAUUUCUUGGACCACUUACUUUUACUUGAGUAAUAUGCUUUUGAAGUAAUAUUACUCUACUCUCCCACCUCUGGUAACGUUUCUAGUUGAGUCAUUAUCUUGCUUGUUUCUAUGUUAUUUCUUCAGAAUGAUCCUCAGUAUGGCAUUAAACUUAUCUCCAUGGAAACAAGCGAUUAACACCAGUAAAAAUACAUGUUUGUCAAGUUUUUUUUUUCCCACCACAUGUAAUUGAAGAAAUGCAGGAGAGGUUUAAUGCCAUACUGUGGAACAUUCAAGUCGAAGUAAUAACAUCUCCAUGGAGACAAGCAAACAGCAGAUCUCUCACUAGAAACGUGACAUGGUGCAUCUUUAUGAGCAGGUUUAACCCAUGUGCACUUACUGUAUACUACUCCAUGGUGUGUUCACCAUGUAGACUGACACUCCCUCACUGAUGUCAUAUUUUUAUACUUCAUGUUACGCAGUACUUUGCCAUGUGUCGUGUGCCAAACUCGCUGAUGUCAUAGUUUGAUGCUUGCCAGUGUUCUUAAAUCUGCUUCAGACAGCACGUUUUGAUUGUCUUAUAAGAAAAAAAAGAGUUUUCAAAUGAUGAAAGGGAUUGAAAUCUAUAUUUUUAAUGAAUGUGUGGUUUUAUUUUUGAUGCAUGCACAGUAAAGUCUGAACACCCAAUCACUAAA